GAGUCUCAGAGAGGAACCCAGGCGCCUGCUGCUGCUCAGCACACUGCUCUCCAAACACUUCUGCAGCUCUCCAAACACUUCUGCAGCUCUCCAACACUGCACAAUGUCUUUACAAAACCUGGGUGAGGAAUAUACUGUUAAGUGAUCGAUUUUUUUUGCCUAAACGAAACAAAAACAAACAAACAACCGAUGGAACCAAUAACAAAGUGGACUCCGGCUCAGGUUGUCGCUUGGAUGAGAGGACUGGAUGACAGUCUCCAGCAGUACAUCCCAAACUUUGAAAAAGAGAAGAUUGAUGGCCACCAGCUGUUGAAGAUCUCCGACCAGGAUUUAGAGGAGCUACUCGUUAGCCGCGUUGGCCACCAGGAGCUUGUUCUUGAAGCUGUGGAUCUUCUCUGUGCUCUGAACUAUGGCAUUGAGACUGAAAAUCUGAAGACUCUAGUUGGUCGGAUGAGAGCAGCUUCUAAUAAUCUGCACAACUGUGCUUCAGAAAGGAGGAAAAGUCCAUCGCAUGACAGCAGACAAAACAAACCACCCAAUGAGUUUCUGACAGCAGUGGUGGAGCUGAUAGGAGCAGCCAAGGGCAUGCUGGCCUGGCUGGACAGGACGCCUUUGACAGGCAUCAGUGACUUCACCACCAUCAAGAACAGAAUCAUCCAGCUGUGUUUAGAGCUCACCACCACUGUACAAAAGGACUGUGCUGUGUAUGAAAUGGAGGAGAAGAUACUGGAAGUGGCACAAGUUUUAACUGGAGUCUGCGAUGCCACUAGGAGGACGACCUUCGACCCCUUGAAGAGCCGUAGUACGUGUCUGGAGGAGGUCUACAUCACUGACGUCAAACCAGAAGAAGGGCUAGGCAUGUACAUCAAGUCCACGUACGAUGGCCUGCAUGUGAUCACUGGAACCACAGAAAAUUCUCCAGCAGACAGAACUCAACGCAUCCAUUCUGGCGACGAGGUGGUGCAGGUCAACCAGCAGACAGUGGUGGGCUGGCAUCUGAAGAACCUUGUGUCUAAAAUGAAGGAGAAUCCACACAGUGUGGUGCUCACGCUGAAGAAGAGGCCUUCAGAAACAGGCAACUUUACUCCUGCUCCACUAAAGAACCUGCGCUGGAGGCCUCCGGCUGUGCAGAGUGCUCCUUCUGGUCAUGCUGCUCGCUCAUCCAUAGUAGAAAGUUCUACUCAAAAAGAGAAGCCAGCCAUUUUGGAUCUGUACCUACCCCCACCUCCAGCUGUGCCCUACUCACCCCGUGACGUGAAGAACGGCGCAUAUCCGCAGGUCAAAAUGAGGCACAAAGCUCCUGAAUCCCCAAAUUCAUCUCUGGACCGAGCUGCUAAACGCUGUUCUAAUGUAAUAGACUACGUCAGCAAACCCAGCGUCAGCAUCUGUCCUCCAGAAAUCGCCAUCCCACAGACUCGACUCCGCCAGCGUGCGCCCUCCAGAGGAAAGCCGCGUCCUGUCUCUAUGCCUGUAGACUCGUGCGUGGGCCUGUCUGAUACCCCCUGGGCUUUUGGAAAGAAAGGUGAAAGCAUGUUGAAGAUGUACACGAGUAAUGAGCGAAUUCCUCCGAUCGCUGAAGAAGCCCCGUGUUUCCCCGUACCCUACCGGCCCACCAGUGAGAAGCAGCUCCUACGUGGAGUCGACCACAUUCGCGGCAGUCAGUGCUUUAUCAACGCAGAGCUGCACAGUAGCGCCACCGUUCUGUACCAAGACACCACACGCCGUAAGAGUCGGACCGCUCGCUCCUCCAAGAGGUCCUCGGAGCCUUCAGCUCUCAGUGCCUGGUUCGCUCGGCUGAAACUCUUCUCACACUGAUAAACGCUGUGCAGUGGACCGUGUCUCUACUGUGUCUCAUUAUUUCAUCCCUCUACACUCAGUAUUAUAAUUUCAUAAUGAUGGAAUGGUAUUUUUUUUUUAUAUUUAUGGUUGACUGUUAAAGAAAUGAUGUGUGUGUGUUGGGGGCAUUUAGAUAAUGUAUUUACAAGGUUUAUUCAUCCUUAGUACUCUGCCUGGUCAGGAUUGGGAUGGUUUAAACUCGGCUAUAGACCUAGAACCAACUUAAUUUGUUAGUAGAUUUUGUGGGCAGGAAGAAGCAAAAAAACAACAGAAAAAUAAUGUCCAAUGCAUAGCUAAUGUAAAUUGCUUGUCACACCCUUAGAGCUAUUUAUAUAUCGUAUAUAUAUAUAUAUAUAUAUAUAUAUAUAUAUAUAUAUAUAUAUAUAUAUAUAUAUAUA
This is a messenger RNA of Silurus meridionalis, 2234 nucleotides long. RefSeq names its product cnksr family member 3 (gene cnksr3). Gene Ontology annotation, molecular function: protein binding. Gene Ontology annotation, cellular component: membrane; cytoplasm. NCBI's taxonomy places the organism in Eukaryota, Metazoa, Chordata, Actinopteri, Siluriformes, Siluridae. The record is from RefSeq and is a predicted model, not a curated record. Gene Ontology annotation, biological process: regulation of signal transduction. The transcript is spliced from 13 exons. Bases 190 to 1815 code for a protein of 541 amino acids.